CGUGUUUUGGCUUGAACAUGUCCUUCUGUAAUACUCCCUUGGCUUUCUCUUCCCUUUUCUCAGAACUACCGGUCCCUGGCAAUGACAACGUUACACCCGACGCCCCGUCCUCCCGUUCUCUUCCUCUCCAACUUCCCCCGCGCAGAUCCGUGGUCAUACUACAAGCCAAGCUUGGUUACUGGCGACAGGCACCUUUAGCCUGGGGGACAUGGCCUUUUACAGCCCUGCAAGUUCCGAAUCGGAGCUUUUCUCUCUUCGAGACUCUCUCAGACCUCGAUUCCAAGCUCUGAGUGUUGAAAAAGAAGGACAACGAGUGUAGACCGGCAUUGCUGGUCAAGUCUGCAAUAUACUGAUAGAUCUGGAUAGGAAGAAUGAUAUCAUUGGUCCUCCGGUGGCCACCUGGAGAAGCAAUCUAGCGGCUUCCUCCCAGCGGCGCAACCUUCUCUUUGUAGCACAUGUAUCCGAUAUCUAUGUCUGGAUCCCAUCGGGUCCUUUUCAGGCCUUGGGUUCUCAGGCCGAGAUGAUUAUCAAACCAGUCAUGAAGCAACCUCAAGCCGAUGGUUACAUUGAUCCGGCACAUCCACAUACCAUUAAUAAUAUUAUUGUGGAUGAGCUGGGUCGUGACGAAGUUCUGCUGUUGGCAACCGAUUCUGGCAACGUCUGCGGAUACCAUGUCGAAGCAAUCUUCUCCGCCGUGAAGCGAUGCGCCAAAAGCGGAUACAAACGACCCUUUGAUGGUUCCGAAGUGACUCCAUUCUUUGUGGAAAAUGUCGGCAUGAGCGCUUGGGGCCUUGCAACUCACAAGUUUGCCCGUUUGAUUGCCAUUAGUGCCAACACUGGCCAAAUUACGGUCUAUGCCUUUGCCUUGGUAGACCCAUCAUCAGAAGACAUGGAUGAUCCUGCCUCAGAUCCCGAUUCAGAUGGUCUGAAUGCCACCCAGUCUGACCCGACCUGGGUGUCCAUUCAUAAUAUCAAGCAAUUACGGGAAUUACAGAGGUCUAUGCCUCGUAACCACCGUUCACGCAAUCUACGCUUGACAUAUAGGGGUCACUUCGACAACAUCCCACACAUAUCCUUUGCCAACUUUGACUUGGAUUCCAAUGGCUCAUGGAUGGCAAGCACUGAUAUUAGCAACCGGGUCAUAAUCUGGCGUAUCUGGGAUGACCUCGGUCCAUACAGGGUCUACUAUCCUGGCCACCCGUUGAACAAUCCUCCCCAGAGGGGGUGGACUGUCAUACCUCUGGACCCAAGAACCUUCAAACGCCACCAGACGAAAGAGGAUGCAUGCGGAUGUGAGCCAGGCUCGGUGUUACUCGCAUCUAGAACCAUCCUGGAUGUGUCUAGGGCCAUCCAAGGUGUGCGAGAUGCGUCGCAAAUAUUUGUAUUCGGCGCCAUCAACUCCAAACGCCCGCAGAAUCUGAAUCGCCAGGUUCAGUGCUUGCCUGAUACUAUUUUUUCGACUGGGUGUAGGGUAGAGCGGCAUUCUCGAACGCGCUUAGACUCGGAGUCGGAACCCGGAAAAGCGGAUGGUGAUAAGCCCAAGGGUGGUUUCGAAGAGGAUUUGGUCACUGAUUCAGAAUUUGACGAUGUCUCGAGCGAUUCAUCGGACCGGGUGGUACGGAUCAAACGCCCUCUGUCCAGCCUUUAUGAGGAAGAGAGCGACCAGCUCCACGCAUCACCAUGUCUGCACCCAGACUUUGUCUAUGACUUGGAGGGUUUCUCCGACCACAGCUUUAAGCUUUUUACGCAAAGACCUGUGCAUCCCGUCCAUCCUCCGCAAUUCUUCCCCACAAUUCACUUUUCUGAGCACCAUAUCAGCAUGGCACCCUACCCAAUCGACUCGGACUACCACCUCCUUAGUCGAAAUCCUCUAUUCCAGCGCUUCUCUUUCACUGUCGAUAUGAGCUCCGCCUGUGAUCGCUUCAACAUGGUCAAAUAUGUCCCCGAGCUUGGAAUCGUGGUUGCAGCGUCUCAGAAAGGCCGUGUGGCGAUCAUAUCUCUUACUUGGCAAGAAGAAAUUGGCUAUGCAUUUCGCCUCGACUGGAUCGUUCCUUUUCAUACCCAAGAGCGUAGCGAUGAACGGCCUAUGAUCCCACUCCUUGGUAUGGCUGUCGGUCCCAUGCCAGGUUACGAAAUCCCACCGGAUGUCCCCUCCAUCCCGCAUGGCGUUGACCCUGACGAUUGGCUUCAAUUCAACUACCGCAUCCUCAAUCCUGAAGAAGACGACAGUCCUUCUUCGCCCUCAUCUACAACAUCCGACCCUUCUCCAUCCAAACCGUCCGCUCGGCCAGAAUCUUCUCGUGCUACACAUGACUCUCAGUCUGACAACGGCGAUGAGGAUUCUCACUCGCCGUCUGGCUCUGAUUCCGAAUCAGACGAAGCGCCAGAGACACAAUCCAAUACAACAGAAACAACCAAUGACAAAAAUAAUUAUACCCUCCCAGAACUUCACGCCCAUGCCUCACGCGCUUACCAUCCGCCGGAACGCUGGGACGGCUGGCAUCCGUCCCGCCACUACAGAUUGAUGCUACUGUAUUGUGACCACACGGUGAUGAGCUAUGAAUUCUGGCACGACUGGAAGGACUAAAUUACAUUCUUGGUGAUCGUGAACUGGUUUCCGCAUCCCACGUUUUCUUUACUUGCACUUAGGUAGCCGCCUUGUACGAAUAUAAGCAUGUCCCAAAUCUACAACUCUCUUGUAUGAAUUCAGAUUAUUAUUAACAUAUUCUCACUGCAUCGAUCGUGGUCCAGGUAAUAGCUAUCGGGACUCGCAUCAUAUCGUUCUCAUGAUAAGUAUGCACAUGGUGUAAACGUAUACACAACAAAUUGUUCAGAAAUCGCCAGGUAACCAACAGUAGUUAGACAGCAGCAUUAACCGGCAAAAUAAGCUGCGAGACCCCGCCAGAAAUAGUAACAGUGUGCUUCUGAGGGACCGUCGUAUCGCUCCGCAGACGAUCCUCCCCAGUCCCCAGGCUUCUCGCAUACAUUGGAAAAGACCCGCCCGCAAUAAUGAGCCUCACCCUCGUCCCCACGCGGAAUCGAUGGGCACAGUCUUGCAAGUCCAAAACGAGAGGCUGAGACGUGUCGCGAGAGGGAUCAAGUGCCUGAUACAGCUCUGUGAUAUUAUGGGAUACGCCACGGUCAUCGACCUCACUGAUUCGCAGGAACAGGUCUACGAAGGGCGAAUCACUGGCAUGGAUCAGGUGCACAGAUGGAAUACCUAGAAUCUCGAGGUCUUCGGAAAGAGGCUCACUCGUGAAGGCUAGCACGUCUGAUCGGUCUGCAUAGGCGCUGUCGUCUACCCGUCCCCCGGCAGACAUUUGAUUGCCGCCGAUACUGGGAGUAGGUUCCAAGGGAUCGAAGGUGAAAGUUCCUGGACUGACGUCUUGCACAGGCUUCUUGGAUCCGAGACAGUUGCCUUCUUGUAGAUAUAAAGUCUUUGGUUGAGUCGAUGGAGGCCAAGUUGGCAUGGAGCGCCAUUCUUCGGAGCCGGUGACAAAGAUGCGGGCUGGCGGGUUCUUGUAUUUUCCAUUUUUGGCGAGAUGUUCGGAGAGGAAGUCUAGUAUAUCGGGGGUCGAAUGGAUACCCGAGCCUUGAGUGUGCGUCCAUGGGCCAACGAUGAGACUCACAUCCACACCCCGAUCAUGCAGACGCCUGAACUGGUGCAUCGUCUGCAUCGUGAACGUGUCGUACCAACCACCGAUCAGGAGGAUGGGGAUGUUCACGCGCUCGAGGGCGACCGGGUGUCGGCGCGAUGUCCAGUACACAUCCUCAACAUUAGGACGUUGCAAGUACUCGAAUAGCCAUGGAGUCCUAUCACCAAAGUGCUUCUUCAAACUAUCUUCCAACGGUAAGCCAGCGACCGCAUGAUCAAGCUCUGGCGACCGCAAAAAGCUCAAACCAGGAAGUCUAGCAAGUAGCGAGAGGAAACUACCCUUCUCGUCUUCCUUUUUAGACAUCAUAUCACUCCAAGAAGCUCGAUCAAGGCGGAACGAGCCCGUGCCCCACGCAUGCCACCCUUGAUCAUGAGGCCCAACGGCGAUAACCGCAGCGACACAGUCGGGUGGCGGAUCAUGCAAAAGCGCCCACUGGCUGUAGCCAAGAUAAGACGGGCCCAGCGUUGCAAAGGAGCCGUGAUACCAGGGCUGCUGGCGCAUCCACGCCACGAUGUCUUGACUAUCGGACUGUUCAUGAUUGCCGGGAUCGAAUGUCCCACCGGAGCCAUGGGUUCCUCUCGUGCUUACGAAGAGAGCUUGGAAGCCUCGGGCGGCGAAGACACGGGCGUAGAGGAAGGAGAUGCCUGCGCCGCGACCAUAGCAGCACUGGAUCAGGAUGAGACCGGUAGGUGCUUUGCCGUCAGGUAGUUCUGGUUCGUAGAGGUCGGCAGCCAAUUCGACACCGUCUCGUAGGGGAAUUUGAAUGGCUUGGGUGGUGUAACUGCACGUUUCUGGGCCGGCGCCGACGUAGCGGGCUCCAAUGUAGUCUAGAGUGGCUCCUGCAAAGCUGCGCUUCACUGGUGACCCUGCCAUGACGAUCUAUGUACUGUAUGUAUGAUGGGUGAUGGAUUAUGUACUAGGAUAAGCAGCAAGUGCGAGGAUGGAGCGCGACAUGGCUGAUGACAUGGAUGCCUGGACGCCGGGGCCUCCGGGAGGUCGUCGAUCCUGCGAUGGAUCGGGACGAUUGUCCCCC
Messenger RNA from Penicillium brasilianum, 4689 nucleotides. The record is from the annotation of a GenBank genome assembly. Lineage: Eukaryota; Fungi; Ascomycota; Eurotiomycetes; Eurotiales; Aspergillaceae.